Caretta caretta (loggerhead turtle) is the source of this 6137-nucleotide messenger RNA. It is a transcript of the gene MLYCD, whose product is annotated as malonyl-CoA decarboxylase. Lineage: Eukaryota; Metazoa; Chordata; Testudines; Cheloniidae. Gene Ontology annotation, molecular function: malonyl-CoA decarboxylase activity. Gene Ontology annotation, cellular component: peroxisomal matrix; mitochondrial matrix. The record is from RefSeq and is a predicted model, not a curated record. Gene Ontology annotation, biological process: malonyl-CoA catabolic process; fatty acid biosynthetic process; acetyl-CoA biosynthetic process.
UAAAGGAAGAGUCACGUCCUACCGCUCCUUUAGCUUUCCAGGCCACACUCAAGAUGGCGGCCAGACACAGCUAGGACGCACGCUAACGCCCCGCCCACUCCCUCUCUGAUUCGCAGUCGCCGCCAGCAAUCUGCAACACCACCCAAUCAGCCUUUUUGUUUGGCUGGUCCCCGAAAACGUGCGGCCUAGCAGUGCUACGGCGUAGAGAGGAGCCCGGCGCCGCUGGCUGGGGGGUCCCGGCCGGGUGCGGGUUGGCCAGCAUGAGCCGGCUGGGCCCUUUCCUGGUUGCGCCGCGCCUGCUCCGCCGGCCCUGGGUCCUGCCGAGGCGGCCUAGCGGCGUCUCCAUAGUGACGGGACCCUGCGCGGGCCUAGCGGGGUCAGGCGCCGCCGCCUCCCUGUGCUCGGGCCCAGCGGCUCCGAGCCUGGCCAUGGAGGAGCUGCUGAGCCGCUCCGUGCCCCCGCUGCCCCCCUACGAGACGAGGGAGAAGGCGCCGCCGCCGGCCGAGCUCCGCAGCGCGGAGUUCAUGCGCUCCUACAGGGCCCUGGAGGCCGGGCCCCCGCGGGCGGAGCUGCUGGCCCGCCUGGCCCGGGACUUCGGCGUGGACCACGGACGGGUGGCCGAGUUCAGCGCCAAGGUGCUGCAGGCUCGGGAGCAGCAGAGGGAGCCGGGCGCCCUGCUCCAGGCCGAGGACCGGCUCCGUUACUACCUCAGCCCCCGCUACCGGGGCCUCUUCCAGCACCUGGGCCGGCUGGAGGGCGGGCUCCGCUUCCUGAUGGAGCUCAGGGGCGACCUGGUGGAGGCGCUGGCGGCGCGGCAUGCGGAGGGCCCGCACGUCAGGGAAAUGAAUGGCACGCUAAAGAGCAUGCUUUCAGAAUCGUUUUCUACCGGAUUCCUAAACCUGGAACGAGUCACCUGGCAGUCACCUUGUGAAGUGCUUCAAAAGAUUAGUGAUUCUGAAGCAGUGCAUCCUGUCAGAAACUGGAUUGAUAUGAAGCGUCGAGUUGGGUCAUAUAGAAGGUGCUACUUUUUUGCCCACUGUGCAAUCCCCAGAGAACCAUUGAUAGUCUUGCAUGUAGCACUAACCAAUGAAAUCUCCAGCAGCAUCCAGGCCAUAGUGAAAGAGGUUCCCCCUCUAGAAACAGAAGAUAUGAACAAAAUUACUACAGCCAUUUUCUAUUCAAUCAGUUUGACGCAGCAGGGACUUCAGGGUGUAGAACUGGGGACUCACCUCAUCAAACGAGUUGUUAAAGAAUUACAGGGGGAAUUUCCUCAGAUCAAAGUGUUUUCUAGUCUGUCACCUAUCCCAGGAUUCACCAAGUGGCUCGUUGGACUUCUGUCCUCACAAACAAAGGAACAGGGGAGAAAUGAACUAUUUACAGAUGCAGAAUGCAAAGAAAUCUCUGAGAUCACAGGUGACCCUGCUGCUGAAAAGCUAAAGAGGCUCUUAACUAACAACGAAUGGGUGAGAUCAGAAAAAUUGGUCAAAGCAUUGCAUUCACCAUUUAUGAGGCUCUGUGCUUGGUACCUGUAUGGAGAGAAACACCGUGGAUAUGCCCUUAAUCCAGUAGCAAACUUUCAUCUUCAGAAUGGUGCUGUGCUGUGGCGGAUAAACUGGAUGGCAGACACAAGCCCCCGUGGGAUCACUGCUUCAUGUGGCAUGAUGGUAAACUAUCGGUAUUUCUUAGAGGACACAGCCAGUAUCAGUGCAGGAUACCUUGGGACAAAGCACAUCAAAGCCUCAGAACAGGUUCUUUCCUUGGUGUCUCAAUUUCAACAAAAUAGCAAACUUUAAAUAUACAGCAAGAUUUUAAGAGCAAACAUUUCUCAUUUGAAUGAAGGGGUAUGAUAUUUUGGGGUGUCCUUAUUGAAAAGGGAAUGUUUGUAAUAAAAAAGUGAGCUCUGUUGUUAGUCACAGCAGGAUGAAAAAUUACAUAGUCUGCCAAAAUUACUUUAACUUUCUUUACUUGCAUUGCCAGAUAUUCAAAGCCUGGUUGAAUUAUUGCCAUACUUUAUGUUCAGAUGAGCUGGAAGUGUGUAUUAAAGGCUGUGUAAACUCAUCUCAGUAAGGUUACAAGCCAGUGGUAACUUGUGUGGACUGUUCUCUGCCCCUGUUGUCGUUCUCAGGAUCAGUAUAGUUGUUUUAAGGUACAUCUUUAAAAGCACAGAGGAACUCCUCAGUAUGCUAAUAUAUUAAAUGGAUUAAUAUCCAAAUAACUAGAUAAAAGCAAUGGGCGAAGACAACUUUUUGUUCAAAUUUGUAUAAGCAGAAGAGCAAUCUGCAGCAUUUCUUCACUAAGGUCGUCUUCAUCUUUAUUCCUGACAUUUUUUUGGUAAAACCUCUUGAUUUGGCCAUUCUUUUGCUCUUUCAAAGUACAGUACAAAGUGCCAACACUGAAUCAUUGCUCUGAUCGAGCAACAAGAUAUCUUGUAUUUUCGUGGCUUUUUCUCAAGGCUGUAGGUAUGUGUAACAGUGUAUCUGCAGAUUGCUAUAGCUCAAAUUUACAGUUUAAUAAGUAAAAUCAGUGGUUCUGAAUAAGACAAGAGAGUCUGUUGCUUAUAGGACUUAAUUAUGAAGCUUUUGGAUAUAUAUUAAAUCUCCAUAAAUUAUAUUGGGCAUUUUAGAAGUUGGUAAGAAGCUUUUUUAAUAGUAAACAGCCAGGUUUGGUCUGUAAAGCAAUAAAUUAAAAUAAAAUAAAUCUUGCCCUAUAAAUGUUACAUGAUAUCUCUCUCAAAAUGUACCAUAUUCAGGUUACAGUCACACUUGAUGUUAGUGUCUCCAGUGAAAUAAGAUAACUGCCUUCAAUGGAUCAGAUAUCAGCAGAUUUGGAGUGCAGAAUUCUUGACUUCUUCAAUGUAUGGUGAAAUCCUGACCAGAUUCCUGAGAGAAUUACACAAACAUUUCUAUUUCCCUAUGCAAGUAAAGGUGAAGGGAUCCCUAAGUGUCCAGAUGUACCAUUUCAUUCCAGGAGAAAGGGCAAUCAAAUGAAUUAUUUGUAUUCACUAAACAAAAAACUUCCCACCUACUGAGUGGCCUGUUUUAAAUAUCUGCUAAAGAGAUUAAAUGGCUUCAAUGGUUCCCUGGCUUCAGCUGAUGGCAGAUUUCUGAGUGUGAUGAUACAGAGAGGCUGGAUUCACUACACACUAUUCCCUUCAGAACAAAGUCAUUUUUACAUAGCAGCUGGUCUUCACAUUAGCAAUGGCAACUAGCCUAUGCCAUGCUGCUUUCAUUAUGUUUUUAAGAAUGGUUCCAAAAGCCAUCACAUCUAGUCAGCAGGUAUCUCUUAUGUCUACAAAUUAAGGCAAACCCAUGGAUUUUGAUCAGAUACCAGUUAAAAAAAAAAUGACUACCAGCUUCUUGUGGGGGAGCAAUAUUGUAUUGCCAAAAUUUUUAAGGAAAAUUAAGCAACUCUUUGCUCAAUUUGAAUUGUAGUUUUUGUGAAAAUGCCAGAGAGCAACACAGUACUUGCCAAAAUAUAGCUUUUUCACUGGCUCUGACUAACCUGAUGCGUUGCACAUGAGCCAAAAAAACACUGUAAAGUUUUUGAGAAGAAUCAGGAAAUUCUUCAGUUUGCCUCUGCAUUUCCCACUUACGGAAUUAAGUACUCAAACUUCUGGAAUCUUCUGGUGUGAGUAGUGUCCACUGGACACUGUCCGGUGUUUAGUCAGUGGUGGGAAAGCAGCUCAGCCUAAUCAAUCAGUCAGUGGCCUAGAGUAAAGGUGACUGCCAACAGGACAAGAAAACAGUUAUUUUAAUUCUAAAACUAGUGUUUCACUGAUGGGGUGAGGACUGGGGUGCUGUGUUUUUUUCUGAUAAUACCUGAGAGUAGACUGACCCCACUGUGUACCAACUCAACUAGUGAGAGUAAACGGUGGGCUUGUGUACACAUGAAGGUUAAUGUGGAAUAAGGUUGGGUGUGAAUUUAAAGUGGAUUACCUAUCCCUGCUUUACUCCAUUUAUGGAAACUUUUAUUCCAUAAUAACAGUGCCUUAUUCCAAACUAGCUUAAUCUACUUUAAACUAAUUUGGAAUAAGAUGCUCUUCUUUUGGAUUAAGAGGGUCCACACACACAGUUGAUCAGGAAGAGCUAUUCUGGAAUAACUCCCCAUGUGGACAAGCCAUUUGUGGUGUUUGGGACUGUACUUGCCUUUAUGCCCUCAGGCGAGGGAUCACAGGCAUGCAGGGAACAUGUCGUGGCCCCAAUGGACACUGCCAGCUAAAAGGUUCCAAACACGCAUAAAUGAGGCAUGUACAUACCAUGAGAGGGAUCCAUAUGGAAAAAGCAUCUGAAACCAGAGUUACUGUUCGGAGUAACCUGCUGUUCCCUAGGGUUUUCAGACCUGCUCAUCACCCAUUAAGAUCAGUGGGAGCUGCUGGGUGCUCAGCAUGUCUGAAAAACCUAGUUAUUUAUAUGGCUAAAAAAAAGCAGUUGGGGACUGAGCUCUUUUGAAAAUUUGAUCCUCCCCUCCCCCCACUGAAAUCAGUGGGAGUUGGGAGGCUUCCGCACCACACGCCAAUAGGCAUUAUAAACAGUGGCUUAAUCCUGGUGCUAUUGAAGGCCAUGACAAACCUUUCAUGGAUGCCAAAGGUGUAGGGUUGGGACUUCACAGGAUAAACGUCGUCCCUAUGGAGACCAUUAAUAUCAGGUAUGAAUGACAACACGUGUACUUCUUGAUGCAUUUUCCCAGUGCAGAGUGUACCCGGUCCUUUCCAGUCAGUCAUCGCUUCAACUUGUCCAAAAUUGCCUGUCGAUGGCUCUUGGAGUAAAUUUCAGCAUUUGCUAUAUAUAAAAUGUCAGUUUUGCCUAAAGGGAGGAUAUUAUCCAUGUUUAAAGACUCUCAAGGACUUAAGAGUUUAAAAACCUGCUAAAUGAAGUCAGCCAGACCUUGCACUGGAGUGGCACCCAUUAGUGUUGCCAUAGUGAAUAGUCAGUUGCUCCUUCUGUGUUAGUACCCCAGUUUUCUAGGGGUUCUAGCAGGACCGUUUUGAACUUUCAUCCUUCUGAAACUUGGUGUGCAAGUUCUUCUUUUUUUUUUAUUUCAAAAAAACCUAAUUUUUGGACUUAAAGCAAAAAAUGGGGGUUUAAAUAUUUUCUCUAAGGAAAAACAGCUUAAAUUUAAGAACCUGAAAUUUUUCAAGCAUGUAUUCCCAAGAGGCACUUACUCAUCUGAAGUUACACUGGCUAAGAUAAGAAUUAUGAGUGGUUAUAAAGGAUAGUGUUAGGGAAAAAGAUGAUCACUUACUGGGAUGAGGAAAAAAUCUCCCUUUCUGAGUAGGUGUGCUGUAGAAGUUUUAUGAAAGGUCCCCUUGAUUCGACAAUAGUUUGAUACCAGACUAGAUGGAUGAAUGAUCUGACCUGGUAUGACCCCCCUGCCCCAAUGCUAUGUGUAGACUGGUGCCUUUUAAAAUUAAAGACAAAACAAACAAAAACCUGUCAUUUUCUGUUUCUCUAUAACAACAUGAGGAAAAAGACCCGUUUUAAAAUAAGGAUCUGAUUUUAAAUGGGGUUUUAACCCACCCUGUGCUUUCCUAACACAUGCACCUGCAGUUGCAACUGAUAUGAUAAAAUACCGUUGCAGGUACAGGCAUUAAUAUCUAUAAUACCUGCCCACAUGGCCAAUAGUGGUAGGAAAGUGCCCUUGAAAGUACUUGCAAGCUCACGGUUGCCCGCCAGGAUCUAAAUAUCAGGCCUAAAGUUGUAGCAUAAAAUUGUGACCAGAGCAAGGAAAAGAUGAGCGAAGAGUACCUUCCCAUUUCUGUGCUUUCCCUAUUAUUUCUAGAACUCUGCAGCCUGUUUUGUCUGUAACAUCAUUAAAUAUUAUCUUUACAUGGAACCCUGAGGGGGAACAUGUGUAGAUAACUGUUGUGUGGGUGCUGAACUUUCAAUGGCUGCUGUCAAAAGAGUGCUUAGUCUGAUACCCUGACAGCCAGAUAGUCAGUCACUUAGGAAAAUCUCAUUUUUAGCGAACACAUUACUGCAGGACAUGACACUUUUGUUUUCAACAGAGAUCAGAAGCCAGGUGUAUUUAUUUUUCCCUUCUCCAAGGUUUAGAAAGUACAAUUUAAUCUGUAUACUCCUGGUUUUAAGAUGAAAUUCAGUUUUAUAUAUGAAUAAAUACAGCUGUUUGUGAAGGAAAAA